Molecule: messenger RNA, 1286 nt
Organism: Symbiodinium necroappetens
Lineage: Eukaryota; Dinophyceae; Suessiales; Symbiodiniaceae
Source: the annotation of a GenBank genome assembly
GAGGCCGCGGUCAAUCUGGAGGCCUUCGCGGCGCUGCCCGACGACCUCAAGCAAGCGGUGCAGUACGCCUGCGAAUCGCUCUAUUACGUGGUCACCAGCGAGUACAACACCAACCACGCCAAGGCCCUCAAGCUGCUGGUCGAGGAAGAGGGCGUGCAGGUCAGGAAGCUGCCCGACGAGGUCAUGGUCGCGCUGGGCAACGCGGCCGGCGAGGUGAUCGCCGACCUGCGGGGCGACGAGGACGAGCUGGUCACCCGCAUCGUCGAAUCCUUCCUUGCCUACCGGGCCUCGAUGGCGGACUACAAGCCCUACGCCGACCAGGGGCAGAUGGCCGCGCGCGGGCUCGACUUCGACUACGGUCUGGAGGCGGUGAACCGCACGCUCGGCCGCUGGGUGCGCUGGGCCGCGCUGGCGAUGCUGCUGCUGCAGUUCGCCAUCGUGGUGCUGCGCUACGUCUUCGGCAUGGCCUUCAUCUUCGCCCACGAAGGGGUGCUCUACCUACACGCCACGCUCUUCAUGCUGGGCGCCGGCUACACCCUGCUGGCCGACGGCCACGUGCGGGUCGACAUCUUCUAUUCCGAGAUGGGCGCGCGUAAACGCGCCCUGGUCGACCUGCUGGGCAGCCUCUUCCUGCUGAUCCCCACCUGCCUGGUGCUGCUGGUCUUCACCUGGGGCUUCGCGGCCAAGUCCUGGGCCAUUCUGGAGGGGCCGAUCUCGGUCGGCGGCAUCCCCGCCUCCUUCCUGCUCAAGAGCCUGAUCCCGGCCUUCGCCCUGCUGCUGCUGGUCCAGGGAGCGCUAGACCGCACCAUGCUGGACAGCCUCGACCUGGUCAUGAUCGCCGCGCUCUGCCUGGGCAUCCUGGCCGGCUACCCGGUGGUCUUCACCCUGUCCGGCAGCGCCGUGCUGUUCGCCCUGCUGGGCCUGGCGGUCGGCGCCUUCGACAUCGGGCUGCUGGGUGCGCUCAGCACCCGCGUCUUCGCGAUCCUGACCAACGAGGUGCUGGUCGCCAUCCCGCUGUUCGUGCUGAUGGGGCUGCUGCUGGAGCGCUCGCGCAUUGCCGAGGAGCUGCUGGAGGAGAUGGGCCGCCUGUUCGGCGCCCUGCGCGGCGGCCUGGCGGUCUCGGUGAUCGCGGUCGGCGCGCUGCUGGCCGCCUCGACCGGCAUCGUCGGCGCGACGGUGACCACCAUGGGCCUCAUCGCCCUGCCGACCAUGCUGCGGCUGGGCUACGACAAGCGCCUGGCGGCCGGCACGGUCUGCACCGCCGGCACGCUGGGCCAGAUCAUCCC